Tachysurus vachellii is the source of this 1653-nucleotide messenger RNA. RefSeq names its product neuronal pentraxin 2a (gene nptx2a). The record is from RefSeq and is a predicted model, not a curated record. The transcript is spliced from 5 exons. Lineage: Eukaryota; Metazoa; Chordata; Actinopteri; Siluriformes; Bagridae. Bases 328 to 1653 code for a protein of 441 amino acids.
UCAGGCACUGGGAAGUCACUGUGAGGUGGAAUAUCUGUCUAACUAAUCACAAUAUAACUCGGCAAUUCGGAUAUUUUUUUCCAGAUCAUAUUAAGUAAUCGUUCUUAGGCUUGCUGCUGUUGUUUUGUUGGCAAACCGACACUUGCUGGGCUUUAUCCAAAAAAGAAUAAUGAUCGGUUUGGCUUUAAAGUACUUGUUUAGAUAUAUUGUCUUUUUUUAUUAGUGACUUUUCAUGAAGCAAGACGUUUUCUUGCACUUUUUCUUUUAAAAGAUAAAAGGAGGGCUUUUAGACACUCCAAUCUGAACCGUUUCUCUCGCGCCGCAGAUAUGAUCGCGCUUUUUGCUGCGCUCCUGUGCGCUCGCACGCUGGCUGCUGGAAAACUGGCGGUAGCUGAUGGCCAGCCGCAGGGAGAGCGCUUCGUGUGCACCGCCGUGCCUGCGGGCGCCGACCUCAGUUGCCCCGUGGACACGGAUAACCGCGUGCAGAGCGCAAGCCCGCAGGAGGACGAGUUCAGAAGCACGAUAGUGCAGCUACGGGAGACCGUGCUGCAGCAGAGGGAGACCAUUGCGAGUCAGCAGGGCACCAUCAAGGAACUCAACUCCAAACUUUCUCGCUGCGAGGCCGCGGCACAAGACGCGCGAGACAGCAAGUGGCGUGGAGGCGCGCGCAGAAAGGAAUACGGUAAGAACACCAUGGGCGAUCUGCCUCGAGACCCCGCGGAAACCAUCGAGCAGCUCGGAAAGACCAUGCAAGGGCUGAAGGACCGACUGGAAAACUUAGAGCAGCAGCUGCAUGCCAAUGCAUCUGGUGCGCCGUUCCCCAACGAGCUGCGUGACCUGCUAAAGCGGCGGCUGGGGGACCUCGAGAGCCAAUUGCUGAGAAGAGUAGCAGAGCUUGAGGAGGAAAAGACACAGCUAUACAAUGAGACAAUGGCCCACCGGCAGCACACAGAGAACACACUCAACUCGCUGCUGGAGAGGAUCACAGAGCUGGAGAGAAGUAACAGCGCAUUUAAAUCCCCAGAGGAUUUCAAGGUUUCUCUGUCCCUGCGCACAAACUACCUGUAUGGCCGCAUCAAGAAAAGCCUACCAGAAAUGUACGCCUUCACUGUGUGCAUGUGGCUCAAGUCCAGUGCUAGUCCUGGCAUUGGGACGCCAUUUUCCUAUGGAGUCCCUGGACAAGCCAAUGAGAUUGUGCUGAUAGAAUGGGGCAACAAUCCCAUCGAGCUACUUGUCAACGACAAGGUGGCUCAGCUGCCUUUGUCAGUGGGAGACGGGCGAUGGCAUCACAUCUGUAUUACCUGGACGACCAGAGACGGCUUCUGGGAGGCCUAUCAGGAUGGCGAGCGGCUGGGCACUGGGGAGAACUUGGCCCCAUGGCACCCAAUUAAACCUGGAGGAGUGAUCAUACUGGGCCAAGAACAGGAUAUUGUAGGGGGAAGGUUUGAUGCCACACAGGCUUUCGUAGGAGAGCUAAGCCACUUCAACAUGUGGGAUCGGGUUCUCCGCCCCACAGACAUCUCUGGCAUGGCUAACUGUUCAGCAUAUAUGCCUGGUAACAUCGUGCCCUGGAUAGACGCCAAUGUCGAGGUCUUCGGAGGAGCCACAAAAGCAGCACUGGAAAUAUGCGAGGACCGUCUUUUUGAUUCAUAA